This is a messenger RNA of Orussus abietinus, 2338 nucleotides long. RefSeq names its product insulin-like growth factor-binding protein complex acid labile subunit. Gene Ontology annotation, molecular function: protein binding. The record is from RefSeq and is a predicted model, not a curated record. Bases 419 to 2107 code for a protein of 562 amino acids. The transcript is spliced from 3 exons. NCBI's taxonomy places the organism in Eukaryota, Metazoa, Arthropoda, Insecta, Hymenoptera, Orussidae.
CCCGCGCGGUUCUUGCGCGCUGAAUUCGUCGAGACGCGUGCCGACACGACCCGAGUGCCCGACGCGCAGUAACCGAGUCCUACCGAGUCCAGUCGAGCCGAGCCGAGCCGUGUGCCGCGACCCUCGGAGUGAAGUUCGUGCCGCGUGCCGUACCGGGCCUCUACCGUUCCUCCCAUGACGCGCGGAGAGUCGGACGUGGUGGGCCAGAUCGCCCGGUAGGGACUGCGGGGAGUGAGCCCGGGAUUGCCGCGAGAGUGCGAGGGUCCUCGCGCGGCGCGAGGACCUCACAUGACGGGAGUCCCCUCCCGGCGGCCGGUUAGGCCGACUGGCCGCCGGCCACUCCGACCUCUCGGACCCAGCCUGCCAGGCACCCAGGGACCCAGCCGCUGAAGCCGAGCACGACCCGAUCGCCCCCGACAUGGCGCGGCCCCGAGGGACCGACCGGACCCCCGGCCCUGCGUCAUCGAGAGCCCAGAGCUGCUGCCUUCGCCGGUGCCACCCGCAGCGUCCUGAUAGCGCGAGCACGACUUAUCGGAUAUCCCGGCGCGAGGUGGGCGUCUUCCGGUUCCUGGCGGUGGUGCUGCUGUUCGGCGCGGUGGCGGUGAGCCAGGGCAGGGAGUUCUGUCCGAACGGGUGUACCUGCGACGACGACACCCUGGUGGUCUCCUGCGUGGGCGCGAACCUGGACGUGAUCCCGAUCGCGCUGAACCCCAGCAUCCAGCGGAUAGUCCUAAAGGAGAACCGGAUAAAGAACGUGGACGCGGCGGCGUUCCAGUUCUACGGCGACCUGAGGAACGUGGACCUGUCCAGCAACCACCUGCUGACGAUCCCGAACGGGAGCUUCGAGGCGCAGAAGCAGCUAGUGGAGCUGCACCUGAAACACAACAAGAUCUCGGCGUUGUCGGAGCGCACCUUCCAGGGUCUGAAGUCCUUGACGGUGCUGAUCCUGCGAGACAACUACCUGGAGACGCUGCAGGACGGGCUGUUCGGCUCGCUGACGAAGUUGGAGGAGCUGGACCUGGGGCAGAACCGGAUUUCAAAAAUCGAGGCGGGCGCCUUCCGGAAGCUGGCCGCCCUGCGGGUGCUGUACCUGGACGACAACCAGCUCCGGGCGGUGCCGUCCCCGGCGCUGGCGCCGCUGACCGCCCUGGCGGAGCUGCACAUCGGCUGGAACGCGUUCUCCACGCUGCCGGACGACGCCUUCAAGGGCCUGGAGCGGUUGGCGGUGCUGGACGCGAUGGGCGCGGGCCUGAACAACGUGAGCGACGGCGCGUUCCGGGGGCUCGGCGCGCUGCGCACCCUGAAACUGGGAGGCAACAAGCUGAGGGAGGUGCCGACUCGGCAGCUGGCGGUGCUGUCACGGCUGGAGGAGCUCACCCUGGGCCAGAACGCCUUCCCGGUGCUGCGCUCGGGCGCCUUCCAGGGCCUGUCCAACCUAAAGAAGCUCGACGUCUCCGGCGCGAAGCUGCUGACGACCGUGGAGCGCGGCGCCUUCUCCGACAACGCCAACCUAGAGACACUGGUCCUGAACAGCAACAAGCGACUCUCGGUGCUGGAGGACGGGGCGUUGGCGGGGCUGCCGAAUCUGCGGCACCUGAUGCUGCGGGACAACGCGUUCACCACGUUCUCCGAGUCCCUGGUGGCGUGGGGCGAGCUGCGACGGCUGGACCUGAGCGAGAACCCGGUGGCGUGCGACUGCGGCCUCCUGUGGCUGGCGGAGGUGCUGGCGCCUCGGAACGCCAGCCCGGUGGUGUGCGCGCAGCCGGCGGAGUCGCGGGGCCGCGCCCUGCGCGGCAUGAGCGCCGACGAAUUGGGCUGCGCCUUCUCCGACCCCCGGAAGCAGGCGCUCCUGGCGACGCUGUGCGCCACCGGCCUGGCCCUCCUGACCGGUCUCGCCCUGGUGCUCUACUACCGCUGCCGGCGGCGCGUGCGCGACGCCCUCAAGGACUACAAGUGGAAGAACCGGGCCAUCUCCAGGAAGGAGCACGAGUACCAGAAGACGUUCUCGGACGAGGAGUACAUAGUGCGGGCGGCGCACGCGCAGCACCAGCACCAGCAGGCCCAGGUCGCGGCGGGCAUUAAGCCGAUCCCCGUGACGGAGCUGUAGCUAGAACUUCGGGCGGCGAGCCCCGGGACCGGCGGCGUCUGGUUCCUGCCCCACGGCGGGACCACCCCCGCGGACGGCUUCACCUACAUCGACGGGGAGACGGCGCGGCGGAUGCGCCGCCCGGGGACGCUGCCCGGCCCCAGGGGGGGCGCCGGCAACGGCGCCGCGCCCUCCAGGGGGCACCACCCCGACCACUCGCUGCGGCGCACCCCUCAGUCCCCCGCGCAGCCC